AUGCGUAUCGCAUUUGCAGUUUUUCUUCUUUUCAUUGCUUACGUUGCUAGUUAUCCAUCACUUCGUGAAAUAGCAAAUGAUAAUGAUGGAAAUGACAAUGAUCUUGGUUUAGAGCUUCGUUCAAUUUUAAAUUAUCUUAGUAAUGAAAAAGAUAGUGAAGAACAAAUGAAACGAUCUUUUGAAACAGAUCAGGAUAAUGAAGAACGUGAGACUGAUGAUGAUUACUUAUUUAGCAAACGACAAGGUGGUCAUAGUAUCGUUGAUAAACAAAGUAAAUGUGAAAUCGAAUGUAUUCAUACACAACGAAAUCCAAAGACUGGUAAAGGCAAAACAAUUAAACAAGCAGCUAAAGCUUGUAAACAAAUAUGUCCCAAUCCAAACAAAGGAGGUCGUGGAAAUAAAAAAAAUACACAACGAACAGCCAAAGGUAAAUAUAUGAGUUUACGUCAAUUUGAUGAUGAUGACAGUAGUGAAGAACAACAAAAUCAACGUCGUGAAUUCUAUGACUAUCUUAUGGAACAACUUCAACGAAAUAAUAAUGAAUAA
Rotaria sp. Silwood1 is the source of this 546-nucleotide messenger RNA. Lineage: Eukaryota; Metazoa; Rotifera; Eurotatoria; Philodinida; Philodinidae. The record is from the annotation of a GenBank genome assembly.